CUUGGGGCUGGGAUUAGCGGAGCAGGAUUAAAGCAGCCAUUCGCAGCCAGGUAAUCCAGCCAUCUGUCAGAGAGCAGGGGAAGCUGUGGCGGGCCAGUCGUUCGCCUCCACAUUCUACUGCCGAAUGCCAGUGGCAAGAACGUGCUCUGAAGGUUGAGACCGUUCUCAAGGCUUCCACCGGCUCUGCAAGCCUGUGUCCUUCUAAGGAGCGGUAUCUGACCGUGCUUCACGUUUCAAGAAAAGGAACCAUAGAGGAUGGAGGAAACGUAUCUUUUGAACCACCAUGGGGUCAAGAAGAAGAUCCUUCAUGGUGGUGUAGGACCCAUGCCUCACUUUCCUCCUGGAACCAAGCUGGCGUUCCAUUUUCAGACUCUCAAGGACAACUUUGAGAGGACAGUGAUCGACGACAGCCGCAAAUUUAAGCGUCCCAUGGAGAUCUUUGUGGGCAAGAUGUUCAAGAUGGAGGUUUGGGAGGUGCUGCUGACCUCCAUGAGGGUCAACGAGGUGGCAGAGUUUUGGUGUGAUGCUAUUCACACAGGCUUGUACCCCAUUGUGUCCAAGGGCAUGCGCCUCAUAGCUGAGGGCAAAGACCCCCUGGAGGGCCAGAAGCACGUGUGCGGCAUGGGAAACAUGUUCAAUUACAACUUUUCCGGGCAUCCAGACCUAGAGGAACUGAUGAAGGAACCCCAGCCUCUCAUCUUCAUCAUGGAGCUCAUCUCGGUGGGUGAUCCCUUCUCUUACAAGCGUGAGUCCUGGAUGAUGGAGAAGGAUGAGAAGCUGCAGGCCGUUCCAUCACUGCACCUGCAGGGCAACGCCCUAGUCAAGCAGGGUCGCUUUCGUGAGGCUGCCAAGAAGUACCAGGAAGCUGUUGUGCUGUUGAGGACUGUGCAGUCCAGGGAGAUGCCGGGAGAUGAGGACUACAUCAACCUGGAUCGCCUCAUCACUCCCCUGGUACUCAACUACUGCCAGUGCAUGCUGGAGCUGGAGGAGUACUACGAGGUGCUGGAACAUACCACUGAACUCCUGGAGAAACACAAAGACAACGUCAAGGCCUACUACAAGAGGGCCAAGGCACACGCCGCUGUGUGGAAUGAGAACGAGGCCCGGAAGGACUUCCUCAUGGUGGCCAACCUGGAUGUGACACUGGCUCCGCUGGUACGUAGCGAGCUGAGGCAGCUGACCGAGAGGAUGCGGGAGAAGUACUGGGAGGAGAAGAGCAGCUACUGGGGCAUCUUGGAAGUAAAACAUGGGCAAAAGAAACCAGGAGAAGAGGAGGCAGAGGAGGAAGAAGAGGAGGAAAACACCUCAAGCCAGGAGAGGGGGACCUCGCCAACUCUCAGAGUGGAGACAAAAUGCAAGCAGGAUGCAAUGGUUGCAAAGGGUGACAAAGCCGACGAGGGGACCGUAAGCAGUCAAGGAACUAAUCAAGGUCCCCUUUCGCUGACAGAGGGGAAAGACUGGCAGCAAAUGCUGCGACUGGUGCCACUGCUUCAAGGGGAGGGAAAUUUUCUCAUCAAGGAACAGCGGUACUUGGAGGCCACUGAAAAGUACAAGGAGGCCAUUGAAUACAUAAACUUCCUCCAAGAUAGGCCAGAGGUGCACUCUCAGGAGGAUGACUGGGAGUCACUGGAGAAGGUCCGUCUGCCUCUUUCCCUCAACUUGAGCCAGUGCUUGCUGGAGCUGGGCGAGUACUCCCAGGUGAUAGCGAUAAACACCAAGCUGCUGAAGAAACACAAAGGAAAUCUAAAGGCACUAUAUCAACGGGCUCGUGCCCACUCAGCCCUGUGUCAUGAGGAAGAAGCCCGGAGGGACUUUGGCCAGGUCACUAAGCUGGACCCAAAGCUCAAGCCCAUUGUCCAUAUGGAGAUGAAAAAAAUGGGUGAAAACAUGCGGGCCAAGCACACACAGGAGAAGAAGAACUACUGGAUGGUCACAGAGGAAAAGUGGGGCCAGGGCCGGAAGGGGAAAUGGAAGGGUGUCAAGAAGGGUAAAAACAAAAGAAUAGAUAUAAACCUGCAGGUCAAAGAGAGGGACGGGGGCAACAAGGGCCAAGAAGAGUGUGAGAAUGUUGUCAAAGACCAGGAGAGCAAAGAAGGACAAGAGGCAACAGCUAGCUGUGCCGAAAAGAAAGCAGGAAGGACAACAUGGAAGUCAGCUGGAAAAAAGGACAAUAAAAUUUCAGAUCUGACUUACAGCUGUGGGGCAGAAGGAGGUAAGAAUUUAGUGGCAAGAAAUGAGUCUCCUUCCACCUCAGAGUCAGCCGGUGGAAGUGCAGCAGCAGUCAGCAGUGGAGCCGAUAAGUGGACAGGAGAUGACAGUUUGGCCACAGACCUGUGCAGUAAGAGUCUGGGAGGUCAAGCUGAGGAAGGGGGCAGUGGCAUCGUUGGAGGCACAGAUGGGUCAGCAGCAGCCACCCUUACUGGGAGCAACCUGGGACACACGGCAGCAAGCAUCACAGACAAUACAGAGCAGAGGAACACAGGUGCUUCAUCAAGCGCAGAGAACACCAUCAACCAAAAUGUAGUGGAAUAGUAACA
Messenger RNA from Scleropages formosus (Asian bonytongue), 2537 nucleotides. RefSeq lists its product as uncharacterized. The transcript is spliced from 8 exons. The record is from RefSeq and is a predicted model, not a curated record. Gene Ontology annotation, molecular function: protein binding; peptidyl-prolyl cis-trans isomerase activity. Bases 256 to 2532 code for a protein of 758 amino acids. NCBI's taxonomy places the organism in Eukaryota, Metazoa, Chordata, Actinopteri, Osteoglossiformes, Osteoglossidae.